Molecule: messenger RNA, 1983 nt
Organism: Talaromyces stipitatus ATCC 10500
Lineage: Eukaryota; Fungi; Ascomycota; Eurotiomycetes; Eurotiales; Trichocomaceae
Product: RING finger protein
Exons: 2
Coding region: 1-1983 (660 amino acids)
Biological process (GO): positive regulation of proteasomal ubiquitin-dependent protein catabolic process; ubiquitin-dependent protein catabolic process; protein polyubiquitination
Cellular component (GO): cytoplasm; ubiquitin ligase complex
Molecular function (GO): zinc ion binding; ubiquitin conjugating enzyme binding; ubiquitin protein ligase activity
Source: RefSeq, a predicted model, not a curated record
AUGGCAGUUCCAACUUCCAUACCUGAGGAGGAUGACCGCUCAAUGGAGCUCUCUUCGAUUGCCGCAAUCUAUCCCGAAAUUAGAAUCGACGAACGAUCCCCAUUUCGAGCGUCCCUAGACAUACCUGUAGCGCCGUCAGUUCCGAUACACGUCCGAUUCGAGCAGGGUUCUGAACCAUUCCAAGCUCCCAUGACACCGCCGACAUCACUGGACACAAAUGGAACGGGUGGGAAAGAUAAUAUCUUCAAUAUAAAUAACGACAAUGUCGCUGAGAAUGUCCAUGAUGAUGUUCAUGCUAUAUCCCAUUUACCUUUAGUGACUCUCGAUAUCGAUCUUCCUCUGGGCUAUCCGUCAGAAAAGCCGCCGAUUUUCAACAUUAGUACCAAUCCGCAGUGGCUAUCUCCGAGACAGCUGGCGACAUUGAAAGAGGAUGGCAACCGCCUAUGGCUCGAAUCCGGAAAGGACCUGGUGGUCUAUACAUAUAUUGACCACAUACAACAAAUGACAGAUGAUGUCUUUGGUAUUGCGAGUGACCAUGGUGACGAGAUUAAGCUUCCACGAGGUUUGAAGAUCGCACUUCUUGACUUUGACAUGAAGGCUAAAAGGGAAAAAUUUGAACAAGAGACAUUUGAAUGUGGCGUAUGCUUGGAGCCCAAGAAGGGGUUGAACUGCCACCGCAUGCUGCUCUGCUCUCACGUUUUCUGCGUUCCCUGCUUACAAGACUUUUACAACACAUGUAUAACGGAAGGAGAUGUGGAUAAUGUCAGGUGCAUGGCUCCAGACUGUGGCAAAGGCCCUAACACGACACAAGACGCUCCUCAGGAGGUCAUCGAUGGCACCACUUCUCGCAAGAGGAAGAGAAGAAAGCAGGACCGACUUAUCAGUCCCAGCGAACUACUCCAAAUUCCGCUGGAACAGGAAAUGGUACAGCGAUACGUCUAUUUGAAACGAAAGAAGAAAUUGGAGUCGGAUAAGACAACGGUUUAUUGCCCUCGCCAAUGGUGUCAAGGAGCUGCUCGAUCGAAAAAACACCCCAAGCCUGAUAAUCCCAUGGCUGAUGAUUUUGACGAUUCCGCAGAUGAGGAUGACGCUGUCGAAUUCGAUCCUAUGGGUGAGGAGUCUCAACUCCCACCCAUGGCCGAUAGGGUGGCUAUUUGCGAAGACUGUGGUUACGCGUUUUGUUGUGUCUGCAAGAAAGGAUGGCACGGCGAACUAGCAAGAUGCUCACCGAGACGAGAGGCUGAGCUCACAGCGGAAGAGAAAGCCACAGAGGAAUACCUCAAAAUGUACACUACUCAGUGUCCUACAUGUAAAACACCUUGCCAGAAGAAAAUGGGGUGCAACCACAUGAUCUGUUUCCAGUGCGCAUGGCUUGCGGAGGACAAUCCUUACAAGCAUUUCAAUACUGUCGAUAGCAGCUGCUACAAUCGACUAUGGGAUUUGGAAGGUGGCGAUGGUAUCGAUCCAGAUGGCGCGGAAGAGUUGCAUCGCUUGCCGGAGAAUGUAGCGGACUUUGAUUCGGACCCUGAAUUCGAAGAUGACGAUCCACCUGGGGACUUGGAUGAUGGUGAAGAUCAACCAGUCUGGGAAUUAAGCUCCGACAACAGCGACACCGACAGCGAUGACGAAGAGGGACUAGGCCGUCGACGACCACCACCUCCUGCCCCGGCACCUCCUCGAGUGAUACCAGUCGCUGGAAAUCCAAACGGUGACCCGGGAUUCAACCCGCAUGGCUUGGAUGCUGCAGGAAUGGCAGUGGCUGCCGAGCGUCAAGCGCAGGCCUUAGCAAUGGCUCAGAUUAGAGAUCGCCCGGGAGCAAGGGAAGCUUUUCCGCGACCUCCCGUACGGCCUGGAGCAGGACUACAACCCCGUCGCCAUGCGCCUGGCAACCAACCUGUUCGACAAGAAGGCCUCCAACGAUUUUUGGAAUUGGUUCAAAACGACCAAGAAGACGAAUGGGACAGUGAUGAAUUGAAUGAAUGA